UGCUAUUUCUCCUCCACAAAUCUUAGCAAAAGAUAAAAAAAAUAAAAAUGGGGGAAGAAACAGAAAUAGAGAAGAAGAAUAGAGUAGUAAUAUUUAGAGAUAUAAGAAGAUAUAGUUGUGAAUACUGCGGUAUUGUUCGCUCUAAAAAAUCUAUUAUUACUUCUCACAUCCUUUCUCAUCAUCAGGAUAAAAUUGAAGAGCAAAAAGGCGAUGAAGAAGAGUUGGAAAAAAAGGGUGGGAAGAUGAAUGUUUGUGAGGAAUGUGGAGCUUCAUUUCGAAAGCCGGCUCAUUUGAGGCAACAUAUGUCAAGCCAUUCAUUUGAGAGGCCCUUUACUUGUCAGGUUGACGGCUGCAACUCUAGUUAUCGUAGAAAGGAUCAUUUGAAUCGCCAUAUUGUCCAACACCAUGGGGAAAGUUCUGAUUCUCCUACUAAAAAAUGCAAGAGCAAAUCUUCUGUUCAAGGGGACAAAACAGAGCAUGCGAGAAAAACACAUGAUGAUUCUAACACGAACGAUCAUAAGCAACAUGUAUGUUUGGAACCUGGGUGUGGAAAAGCUUUUAAGUAUGCAUCACAGUUAAGAAAGCAUGAAGGCUCUCAUGUUAGAUUGGAAACAGUAGAGGUGUUAUGUGGGGAGCCUGGCUGUAUGAAAUAUUUUGCCAAUGACCAAUGUCUAAAGGCUCACUUCCAGACCUGUCAUCAGCACAUUAACUGUGAGAUAUGUGGCUGCAAGCAACUCAGGAAGAGUAUUAAACGCCAUCUCCGAACACAUGAGAAAGCAGUUCCUAAGGAGAGGAUCAAAUGCAGUUUUGAUGGAUGUGACCUUACCUUCUCAACUGGUUCGAAUCUUCAACAGCAUAUAAAAGCUGCACAUCUUCAACAGAAACCAUUUGUAUGUAGCUUUUCUGACUGUGGUAUGAGAUUUUCAUACAAACAUGUGAGAGAUAAGCAUGAGAAAACCAGUCGUCAUGUUUACACAGUGGGAGAUUUUGUUGAUUCCGAUGAGCAAUUUCAGUCAAGGCCAAGAGGUGGUAUGAAGAGGAAAUUGCCACCCAUGAUAGACAUCCUUAUGAGAAAGAGAAUAGCUCCGCCUGCCCAAUCUGAUCAAUUACAUGGCUCUGACUACAUCUCUUGGUUACUUGGGGGAGAUGAAGAUUAAUGGACAUUUAGUAUAUUUUUGCUUAUCUAGGACUUGUGAUGUUCUGUAGUCUCAGUUCCUUGUAACGAUGUCCAUAUGACAAUCAGUAUUUUGCAUCUAUUUUGUAUUCCUGUGUUGGUUGUAAGUCGCUGAAUAUAUAUAAUGUUAUCUUAAAUUUUACUCGGCUAAUGAAUUACCAGUCUGAUCAAA
Molecule: messenger RNA, 1346 nt
Organism: Erigeron canadensis
Lineage: Eukaryota; Viridiplantae; Streptophyta; Magnoliopsida; Asterales; Asteraceae
Product: transcription factor IIIA-like
Exons: 6
Coding region: 48-1157 (369 amino acids)
Biological process (GO): regulation of transcription by RNA polymerase II
Cellular component (GO): nucleus
Source: RefSeq, a predicted model, not a curated record